Molecule: messenger RNA, 4798 nt
Organism: Aphanomyces invadans
Lineage: Eukaryota; Oomycota; Saprolegniomycetes; Saprolegniales; Verrucalvaceae
Exons: 2
Coding region: 24-1412 (462 amino acids)
Biological process (GO): transport
Molecular function (GO): transporter activity
Source: RefSeq, a predicted model, not a curated record
GCGGAAGUCAGCAACAAGUAAGGAUGGAACUCCUAACGCUGGCCUUCGCCAUCUCGGCCGCGAUGACGCUGCUCACGGUUCUCCUGAGUGGAUGGGAUGUGUGGACGCACUUGCUGUACAACCCUCAAGCCGGGAUUCGCAAGUACGUGAUUCGCAUGUUGCUCAUGGUGCCGCUUUACGCUGUCACGUCGUACCUGGCACUCACCAUUCCCGAGCAAAAACUGUACUUUGAGACCAUCCGCGACUUCUACGAAGGUUUCGCGCUCCAUUCCUUCUACUACUUCAUGAUCGACUUCCUCGGUGGCCAAGAGGUCCUGGCACAGAAGCUACGCAGCAAGAAGCACGAGGCAAAGCACAUGAUGGGGUUCCAGUACUGCAUGAGCACGUGGAAAAUGGGCCCCGCGUUCGUCCGCAACAACUCGAUUGGGAUCCUUCAGUAUAUUCCAUGCAAGAUCUUUAUCACAGUCAUGACGUUCGUCAGUUCCAUCUUUGGAUUCUAUGGUGAAGGCAUCUAUACGGACCCAACCAAGAUGUACCCGUGGUUGACACUGCUCCUCACCGUAUCCCAGACGUGGGCGCUGUACUGCCUCGUGCUGUUCUACCAUGGAUGCUCAGACGAACUGCGUCCGAUGCGGCCACUGCCCAAGUUUUUGGCCGUGAAAAUGAUCAUUUUCUUUACGUUCUGGCAAAGUCUUGUCAUCGGGUGGCUCGCCCGCUUUGGCGUGAUCAACGAGAACUGGCACAUUCGAUGCACAGACGUUCACUGCACCGACGAAUCGAACCCGACGACGUGCACGUACCAUGGAUGCUGGGAGUCGGAAGAGCUUUCGCCGGCGGUCAACGAUUUCACCAUUUGCCUCGAGAUGCUGGUUUUCUCGAUCGUGCACCACUACGCGUUCAAGAUUGACGAUUUCCUCCGUAUGGAGCGCGAAAAAAACACGGACGUGACAAACCAAGUGAAAGGGCCCCUCAUGAACAACUUUAUCGACGUGCUGGCGUUCACGGACAUCCAUCAAGAUAUCAAGUUUAGCGAGCAGGAACUGCUUACAGAAAAGCAGCGGCUCGCCCAAAAGUUUGACGACGAUGUGGCAACGAAGAAAAAAGAAGCGGCAGUUCGAAAGCGCCUGUUGGAGAAAGGGCCGAGCGCCACGACCACCGCGGGGUGGAGUUUUUUCAGUCGAUCAGGACAUGCCGCGUCAGGUCCUGCGGUACCUGCAUCCCCGGCAGUCGAGUUGAGCAGUCGCGGGGGCCUGCCGUCGUUGCAACCCCUCCAAGGAGGCGCUGGUAACGCGACCGCGGCAGGUGGACCAGCGCAGCGCCGCACUGCAAACAAUAAUCCUCCUGCACCGACCAAGGUGGAUCUGUCGCUGCAGUUUGACAACGCGAUGUAUCAACGACAGAACUCGGAUUGAAUGAUCUAAAUACGGAGUGGAGUCGUCGUCUGGACAAGUGUGAGGGGUAGCAAUCGACGGCAUCCGAUCCUCAUAAUCUCUCAGGCGUGCCGUUCCAUUACGGCUGUGGACGCACUUGAGACGAGUAUGCACCUGCCGACGGACUUGCGCUGCCUCUUCGGAAUCGCAUGACAACGGGCCGCGUCACAACCGUCAACGCCGUGAUGCAGUUGUCAAACUUGAGCCCGCGAAGGUCGAGGGAGCCCAAUUGAACGAGGACGUCCCCGACUUGGACGUGCUUCAGGUGGUCGCUUCCGUCAAGGGCAAGAGGAUCGAGACGCGACACGAGCGGCGCAUUUGUCACGGGGUGAGGGGCAAACAAGAGGCCGAGGCGAGUCAUAUCCGGCCACUCCAGUUCGUAGAAGGAAUGGUGGAGGCGAUCGGGGGAAGGGAGGGCGGCGGCGGGGGUCGUGGACGAAGAACCAUGGUGUUCUCGGCGGUUGCUGGUGGGAAAGACUGGGCGAGACGGGCGUAAAAAGCGCAAGACGGUUGGUUUCGGCAUUGUACUCAGCUGCGACAACGUAUCUUUGAACUUUUGCUGUGGAGGCAAUGGGAUUCCGUUCGCUCCUACGGACGAAAACGCAUGACGAACCCAACUCAAAAGUUUUGAGAGUACCCAAGAGAACAUCGCCGAGGGCCACUCGCUUUGCGUUUUCGUUGGUCCCAGAGACGCGAGCAACGACGGCGCGUCGCGACUCUGGAUGAGGCUUCAAUGUCACACCGAGCUCUUCGCCAGCCCGCCACGUGAUUUCGUACUCAAAUGGAAGAUUCUUCGUGGUGGUGGAAGUAGUGCCUUUGGAGCUAUCUUCAUGAGGCUGUGAAGGUACGUGAUGCUGGUCGUGGUGCCUAGAAUGGUGUAGGUGGCUUCGAUGCGGGGCAAGAUCUGUAUGCGAAUUGCCUUCGGACGAAGGUGGUGACUGUUGGGGGGGCAUGUGUCUCGAUGGAUGCCCCUCAGCAGACUGUGUACGAGCAGCGUGCUUUUGAGGAGACGGGAACGAUACCGGAGCGGGUUGUUCAACGUGAUACGACGUCUGGUGAUGGUGAUGUCGCGAGCUACUGCCAUUGGGUUGAACUUGAGAGGCUGCGACUGUCGACCGUGUUGCAGCUUGAGACGUUGCCAUGGACGACGACUGUGGUGGGGACGACGACGGCACGGAUUUAUCUUUUGACGACGACGGCCAGAAACUUCGCGCGGGGUGGGGUUUUUCUCCUGGCGGGUUCGACGGAGGCGGCUGCACAGGCGGUGCCACGCCCACCAGACUGCUCCUCACAUCGCCAGAAUGUCCACUGCGGUCUUUCUUUUUUCGCCUCGAGUUCGAGUCUGAAUCUGCCGCGUUGUCUGUGGGUUGAUUCUUUUUUGAAAACGGCAGUAACGAAUCUUUGAGGGCGGCAUGGAGUUUUGCCGAGAGCGGGAUCGGGGCCACGUGGGGUGUCGAUUGGUCGAUCUUCUUGACGUGAUCUUUCCGCUUUGGGGACGACGGGGGCAGCACCGAGUCUUUCGCAAGUGGUGGUGGGGGCGGCGGAGGCAGAGCAGCUCCCUGUCGAUUCAGGGACGUUUUUCGUUUGAUCGCAGCAUGUUCGCAUCGAAAGCGAAGAUGAAGCGGACGCUUGGCUUGCCGCAACGUUUUCAGUGCGUCGUAGAACGGCAUGUUUUCAACGCAUUCAUCGUUGACCCAAAUCAGCGCGUCACCCACCUUGAUGCCUCCACCGAACCCGCCAAGUGGGUUGCCCGUCGGGCUUGUGGGGUCGCCGCCACGCUGCUGCUUGACCUUGGCCGUCUUGGCCAAACCAACGUCUGCAACGACCGUGCCGUACGACAUCGGCUUCAAGGUAAAUCCGAGCGGUUGCUUCUUCUCCCAGUCUUGAUCAUACUCGUCGUGAUCGUCCAACUCGGGCCGGAUAGACUCUUGACGUAAAUCGGGCGCGAAGUACAACGUAGCGGGUUUGAUUACGUCGUGCAGUUGCUUGAUCGCGGCGUUAAAUGUGCCGCUCGCGGUGUCGUAGUUGCCGAUCGAAACGAGGUAAUGGCCAGGGACGAUGUCCUUCACCUGAGCAGAUCGAUUCUUGCCGGUAAUGCGAGUCACUUGGGGGUACGGAACUUCCUUGUUAGCAACCAAGCUCACACCGAGCGGUCCAUCUUCCCAGUGAACAGCAUACUUUUUGGAUAUAUCGACAGCAGGUACUUGGGAUUCCUUGGCGAGUUCUUCGGCCGCAAGUUCUUCGAUUCUGGCGGCAAUGCGCUUGGCAAUCGACGAUUUCCACGCAAAGUUCUUCGAAGCUCCAGGACCACCCGUUGUGACGUCCAUGGGUGGGGUGGCGGCGUCGGAAGCUCGACGGAACGACAGCGGGCACGGCCGAGUUACCUGCUUGAGUAGAUUGAUCACGUCCUUGAACGGCAUACGAUGGGUCUCCGUGUCGCCGAUCUUGACGAGGUAGUCGCCGACUUCAACCAAGUGGAUACCAAGCAUAGAACUUUUUCCUGUGAUCUUUGUCACCGCCGGCAAGAACAGUGGAGUCAUCAUGAGACGCAACCCGAGGAGGCCUUCUUCCCAAAUGAGCUUGUACAUGGCACCUGUUGCUUGCUGGAGAGACGCAGUCGAGUGAUCGAUCGACAGGCGGCGCAGUGACGUCGACGAUAAAGUCGCGGCUUCAACGGCUUCGGCGUCGUAAAUGUCUUCAUCGUCGGGGGACAAAACGACAUUGGCAUGAUGUGUGGAAUGAGGGAUGUUCACAGUCGGCGAAUGUACGAUGGAGUCUUCGCCUUCGGUCGUGACAGCAAGUUGCUGGACGGCACUGGUGCUGUCGCCAAACUCAAAGUUCAAAUCGCUCAUUACGGAUUCGAAUGCCCGUGCGUCGAACGAAUCUCGUGCUUCGUCAAAGAAUUCCCCAGACGUUGCUUCGUUUGCACCCUCGACGUCACUGCCCACGAUAUCGCUGUCGCUGUCGUUGAGACUGUCGCAGCCGUCGCUGGAGACGGCAGAUUGUCUGCCUUUCGAUGACAAUACGUCGUCCAGAUCAUCGCCGCCCAAGUCAUCCAGAUCAUCUGGAAUAAGGAUUGUGUUGCGCUCGAUUUCAGUGUCGUCAUACUCGAGGUCGUCACUCAAACGCUCGUCGUCGUCGACGGCAACAUCAACUUGGAAUUCGAGAGAAAAGUUGCCCAAAUCCGACGGCAAUCCUCCUCCAUUCCGCGUGUUUGCGAUGACCGUCUGCAUGGGGGCGAGGAAGACUUGGAUAUCCAUGCCUUCGCUCGCCUCAACGGCCCGACCCUUCUCCGUGCCGUGCGCAGACGAAGCGUACUCCUCGGCACCGGACAUGAGGCAAGAGAGCCUUUUUUUACGAGGUUCUGC